Strigops habroptila (Kakapo) is the source of this 1387-nucleotide messenger RNA. It is a transcript of the gene PPP1R1A, whose product is annotated as protein phosphatase 1 regulatory inhibitor subunit 1A. Gene Ontology annotation, cellular component: cytoplasm. The transcript has 7 exons. The record is from RefSeq and is a predicted model, not a curated record. Gene Ontology annotation, biological process: intracellular signal transduction. Lineage: Eukaryota; Metazoa; Chordata; Aves; Psittaciformes; Psittacidae. Gene Ontology annotation, molecular function: protein phosphatase inhibitor activity. The coding region runs from base 336 to 830 and encodes 164 amino acids.
CCGUCCUUGCACCCUUGUGUCCGUCCUUGUGUCCAGGGUCAGUCCAUCCCCGUGUCCGUGGGUCCAUCCCCGUGUCCGUGUGCCCAUCCCCGUCUCCGUGUGUCCGUCCCUUUGCCGUGCGCCCACCCCAGCGCCCCGCCGCACGGUCCCAGCGCCCAUCCCUUGUGUCCCCGCCUCUGUCCCCGCCCCGGUCCCACCGUCCGUCCGUGCACCGGGACCAGGGGCCGGGGCGGGGCCGGGGCCGGGGCGGGGCCGGGCCGGGACCCACCGGAGCCACCGGGAGCCGCCGGAGCCACCGGGACCCGCCGGAGCCACCGGAGCCGCCGCCGCCCGUGAUGGAGCCCAACAGUCCCCGCAAGAUCCAGUUCACGGUGCCGCUGCUGGAGCCGCACCUCGACCCGGAGGCGGCCGAGCAGAUCCGAAGGCGCCGACCGACUCCUGCCAACCUGGUGCUGAGCAGUGACCAGUCGUCCCCAGAGAUCGAUGAGGACCGGCUGCCCAACCCCCUGCUCAAGUCAGCUCUGGCCAUGUCACCCCGGCAGAGGAAGAAGCUCUCCCGCAGCACCCCCACUAUGAAAGAGCUGCAGAUGAUGGUGGAGCAUCACCUCUGCAAGCAGGACAAAGGGGAGGAAGAGGAGGAGGAGGAGGAAGGAGCCACCAACAACCAUGACGGUGCCCGGCGUCGCCAUGGGGACAGCAGCCACAGCCCCACACGACAGGGGGGGCCCGGCCCCGGGACCCCCGGGGACGGGCGGCAGAGCCAGGCCAAGGAGGGCACCCACAGAGCACCAAAGGAAGGCGCCGGCAAAGGUGCUGCUGGCAGCCAGUAGGUGCCGGCGAGGCCGGAGCUGCCACGUCCCCUUUUGUAUGUGACCCUUUUCUAGACGCCAGCGGCCGCUUUGGGGCUCCCCCAGGGCAGGUCCCCCCCCGGGGGGGGGCGCUGUGGGGACAAGGGACAGCCGGGCUGCCCCCCCCCCCCAUCCCCUGCUCCCCCCCCUUCCCUCCCCUAUGGGUGCCACUGGGGACACCGAGCAGCACCCCCCCAGUGCCCCCCCGUCACUGCCACCCCCACGUCACCCCCCUUCACUUGGGGGGCACCGGGAGCUGCCCGCCCCCCCCCCAUCACACACAUGUGUCGGCGCACACGCUUGCACACGCGUGGUGGGGCGGUGCGCACAUCCAUGCACCCACGGGGGGGGGACACACACACGCGUGUGCACACAUGGACACGGGAAGGGGAAAGAGGGGGGGGGUCGGGGCACGCCUGCACCCUUUGCACGUGAGUCGCGUGUGCGCGCGCACACAACACGCGUGUACACGCGUGAAGAGCGGGUCUGCGGACCCACCUCAGCCGGUAUUAAAGGGAUCCCUUCUCCCCACGCCUCAA